Messenger RNA from Anopheles nili, 2763 nucleotides. Its product is annotated as WD repeat-containing protein 36. The transcript is spliced from 2 exons. Gene Ontology annotation, cellular component: small-subunit processome; Pwp2p-containing subcomplex of 90S preribosome. Gene Ontology annotation, biological process: rRNA processing. The record is from RefSeq and is a predicted model, not a curated record. NCBI's taxonomy places the organism in Eukaryota, Metazoa, Arthropoda, Insecta, Diptera, Culicidae. Gene Ontology annotation, molecular function: protein binding. Bases 1 to 2763 code for a protein of 920 amino acids.
AUGAGUAGCAGUCAUUUAUUUCAACCCAAUCGUGCGCUUGGCUACGUUAGCAAUCACAUCCCACCUAACGUGCGUUACAUAGAUCAGCGGCGUGAAAAUAUUGUUAUAACAUGCGUUGGUCGCUCGUUUCACGUGUAUGGAUGCAACAGCUUCCGACUUAUCCGUACCGGUCGCAUUCAUCCGGCAAGUAUUACUGCGUUAGCAGCUGACGGAUUUCUCACCUAUGUUGCUGCAGGCAAUGUUAUUUAUGGAUGGCGGUCUAGCGUAGAACUUCGGAAAUCUUACAUCGGGCAUGAAAAACCCGUGCACUUGCUGCUGCCAUUUGCAAACCAUCUUAUUUCGGUGGAUGAAACUAGCUUGCUGAAAAUAUGGGAAGUCACCACGAAAGAGCUUUACCUGGAGAUACCUUUUUCAAAUGAAGACUUUCAAAUAACUGCCAUUGUGCAUCCAGCGUCCUAUAAAAAUAAAAUACUGCUUGGCAGCGCGCAAGGCGGAGUGCAGCUGUGGAAUCUAAAGUCCUGUAAAUUGGUUCAUAAAUUUAAAAGUCACGACAGCAAAAUUACGCAUCUUGAGCAAGCUCCUGCUAUUGAUGUGAUCGCUAUUGGGCAGCACAGUGGAAAGAUUACGUUAAUCAAUCUCAAGUACGAUGAAACCAUACUGGAAGUUAACCAGGACUGGGGACCAGUCACAGGAAUAAGCUUCCGCACCGAUGGUCACUCGAUCAUGGCUAGUGCUAGCUCUAACGGACAGGUCGUGUUUUGGGAUCUAGAUGAGAAGGCUAUCGUAUCCACGCUUAUGGCACAUGACGACUCCGUUACUGGAUUACAUUUCCUGCCAAACGAUCCGCUGUUGAUUACCUCUUCCCCUGACAACUCGUUGAAAAUGUGGAUUUUUGAUCUAUCCGAUGGCGGGGCACGUUUACUACGUUUCCGGGAAGGACACGCAGCACCCCCGAUAUGCAUUCGUUAUCACGGCGCUUCCGGGAGAAACAUCGUUUCGUCAGGAGAAGACUCUACACUGAGAAUAUUCAACACUGUAAACGAAACGCUGAAUUGUAGUAUGGGCAAGGCUAGCUAUAACCGAAAAGCGUCUAAAAAGCAAAAAAAAAAAUCUGAAGACCCGUUUCGUAUGCCGCCCAUUAAUUACUUCACUACUGAAACAACGCGUGACAAGGAAUGGGACAGUAUCGCUGCACUCCAUCCAGGAUUAGUGCAAGUAACAACGUGGUCAUACGAUAAGCGACGCAUGGGCACGCUUCAUCUUGUGCCGGAGAUUUUUCAAAACAAGCAACAGAACAAGGAUUUCAGCGUCACGGCAACCUGCUUGAGUUUGAGUCAUUGUGGUAACUUUGUCACCAUCGGAUAUUCCAGCGGCAAUGUGGAGCGCUUUAACAUUCAAAGUGGUAUACAUCGGGCGAGCUAUGGAGCUCCGUCCGCACAUAAGCAGAGUGUACGCGGUCUGUCUAGCGAUAACUUGAAUCAACUGAUCGUGUCUGGUGCAGCUGAUGGAUUGUUGAAAUUUUGGCCAUUCAAACAACCAAACGGCAUCGUAAUCAAAACCCCGUUGGAUAAGGUUGAUUUAGGCGAACCGAUUACACUGCUUCGUACACAUCGCGAAAGUGCGAUUAUCUGUGCAGCGCUGGACGAUUUUACAGCGGUCCUGGUGGAUUUGGAUACGCGUGUCGUUGUGCGUCGGUUUGAAGGGCAUAGUGGUACAAUAAUAGACGCCUGCUUUUCACCCGACAGCCGUUGGUUGGUAACGACGGCGCAGGACUGCACCGUGAAAAUAUGGGAUAUCCCAUCUUCCUAUCUGAUCGAUCAUUUUCGUGUGUCGCACAUGUGCACAUCGCUUGCGAUGUCGCCGACAGGCGAUUUUUUAGCAACUACUCACGUUGACUAUCGUGGCAUAAACCUUUGGGCGAACAAGAGCCUUUUUUCGCACGUUACUCUACGUGCGCUUCCAACGGAUUCCGAGGCACCGCUACUUGAUCUGCCAACUGCGGUCUGUGAUGCGAGUCAAUAUUCCUUCGACGAGGCCAGUGGUAAAAUGCAGGUCGAUGAACUAGAGGAUGCUUUCGAAGCAAUCAAUCUGGAGUACACUUCACCACCGCAGCUCUCGAGUGAGCUGAUAACGAUGUCUACCGUAGCCGCUUCGAGGUGGCAAAAUUUGCUCAAUUUAGACAUCAUCAAAAAGCGCAACCGACCCCGGCAAGCUUUGAAGAAGCCGAAAUCGGCUCCAUUCUUCUUGCCGACCGUCGCUGGGCUCGAUUUUGAAUUCGAUCUGCAGGCCAAAUCGAACGGUGCAGGGGAUUCGACUAAUGCUGCUAAUGCAGCGACAUCGCGCAUUAUCGAAACGAAGAACGUAGAUCAUUUAACUCCAUUUGGAAAGCUUCUGAACGCUGCGAACAACACCGGGGAAUAUGGAACGGCAGUUGACUAUCUCAUGAAGCUCGGCCCAACAAUGAUUGACUACGAAGUGCGGAACCUCACGCCGUUUAACAGCGGCACUGGGAGCCUUUCAGUGAUGGGUGCAUUCAUGCACAUGAUCCUGCACAUGUUUGAGGCGAAGACAGAGUUUGAACUGGCUCAAAGCUAUCUUAGUUUAUUUUUGAAACUGCAUGGCCGUACAAUAGUAGAAAAUGAACAGCUUCGCGUACUAUUGCCUAAGGUUUGUAAAGCUCAAAUGUCCAGCUGGUCAGUACUGGAGAAUAAAUUGCUGUACGGAUUGGGUGUCGUUAGUAACUUAAGAAACUACAGCACAUAA